Messenger RNA from Platichthys flesus (European flounder), 27650 nucleotides. RefSeq names its product spectrin repeat containing, nuclear envelope 1a (gene syne1a). The record is from RefSeq and is a predicted model, not a curated record. The transcript has 145 exons. NCBI's taxonomy places the organism in Eukaryota, Metazoa, Chordata, Actinopteri, Pleuronectiformes, Pleuronectidae. The coding region runs from base 1 to 26559 and encodes 8852 amino acids. Gene Ontology annotation, molecular function: protein binding. Gene Ontology annotation, cellular component: membrane.
AUGUCUUCUCAGCGUCCCCAUGAUAACUGGCGGGAACCGAGGCGCAGUCCGGGGCACAAGAUGGCACGACGAGCAGGGGGCGAAGCUUCCCCUAAAAAGAACACAUCCCUCAACCUGGUGACCGGGUUCUACCACUACCUCCGCGAUGAGCAGGAGGCCGUGCAGAAGAGGACGUUCACGAAAUGGAUCAAUUCCCACUUGGCGAAGCGUGUCCCUCCUCUGGUGGUGAUAGACCUGUUUGAGGACAUCAAGGAUGGCGUGAAGCUGCUGGCUCUGCUGGAAGUCCUCUCCGGAAACAAGCUGCCAUGUGAGCAGGGUAAGAAAAUAAAGAGGAUCCACUGGGUCGCCAACAUCGGCACGGCUCUCAACUUCCUUGAGGGUAGGAAGUCGGCCUACAGAGGAUCUCCGAUCAAGCUGGUCAACAUCAACUCCACAGACAUUGUUGACGGAAGACCAUCGAUUGUACUGGGGCUGGUGUGGACCAUCAUCCUCUAUUUCCAGAUAGAGGAGUUAACCAGUAGCCUCGCAGCUCUCCAGGCCAGCAGCACCUCCUCACUGGACAGCUCCACCAGCAGCAACGACACAUCCAGCCCGCCUGUCAAAAGGAGACCCCCCCCACCUCAGGGUGGAGCCAGGAAGGCCUUGCUGAGAUGGGUCCAGCAGACAGCCACCAAACGCCUGGGCCUGGAGGUGAAGGACUUUGGCCCCAGCUGGCGCACAGGUUUGGCAUUCUUCGCGGUCAUCAACUCCCUCCGGCCCAAUCUCGUGGACAUGGAGCGAGUAUCGAGGAGGCCCAACUGUGAGAAUCUGCAGGAAGCCUUUUUAUUGGCCGAGACGGAGUUGGGCAUUCCACAGCUUCUGGACCCAGAAGACGUUGAUGUGGACAAGCCUGAUGAGAAGUCCAUUAUGACAUACGUAGCCCAGUUCCUGAAGCAUCCUCCUGACCAGAAGCAGAGCGAUUCACACAGCCUGCCUGAUGAAGAGCGAGAGCAGCGGAAGAGCCUGAGGGAGCUCAAAAUGUGGCUCGACCAGCUGGAGAGACACGCAACACAGACUCAGGAGACCGAGGGCAAUCUCGCUCAACAGUACCAGCUGUUCAAGAGUCUACGUGUCCAGUUGGAGAUGAGGAGGAAGCUGGUGGACGGAGCUUUACAGUCCACUCAGAGAGACGGGAUUCUGACUGUGGAUCAGGCUCUGGUCAAACAAGCCUGGGAAAGGGUCUCCAACAGGCUCCUAGACUGGCAUCUGCAGCUGGACAGGUCUCUCCCUGCUCCUCUGGACACGGUCGGGGCCUGGCUGCACGAGGCUGAAGGAGCCCUGCGGCAGGAGAUCGUCGUCCAGCAAGCGCAUGACGUGAUGGCUAAGACCGUCCACAGAGCUCUGGAGCAGCACAAGGAUGUGUUGAAGAGUCUCAAGAGUCACCAGCAGGUCUUCCAGAGGAUUCAUAAGGACAGAAGUGUUGAUGGAGUCCCUGUUCCCCCGGACCAACUCCAGGACAUGGCAGAGAGGAUAAACUUUGUCUCCACAUCCUCUAGCGUCCACUUGGCUAAGAUGGAAUUCCUGGAGAACAAACACAACAUGCAGGCCUUCCUCUCUCUGGCCGAGACCAAGCUCAAAUCGUGGAUCAUCAAAUAUGGGCGACAGGAGUCUGUGGAACUGAUGCUCGACAACUAUGUCUCAUUUGUGGAGAAGCAACAUUUCUUUGAAAAUUACGAGGGGUUCUUCCAGUCCCUGAAACAGUCUGCAGAGGCCUACGUCAAAGCUGACAGCUCAGUGGAGGAGGGCGAGACGGGGGUGCGCAGGUUCAUGCGGGAGGUGGUGACCCAGUGGAGGAGUCUGUCCAUGGAGCUGCGCAGCGUGAGGAGCAUGCUGGAGGAGGUGCUGUCCAACUGGGAGAGGUACAGCUCCACGGUGGCCUCCUUACAGGCCUGGCUGGAGGACGCGGAGGAGGCCCUGAGCCAGCCGGAAAACAUUAAAAGGGAGUUUUUCAGGAAUCUCAGCCACUGGAUGGAUCAGCAUUCAACCAUGAACGAUUCCGGGAACUUCCUCAUUGAAACGUGUGAUGAGACCGUGUCGCUCGAUCUCAAGCAGCAGCUGCUUCUGUUGAAUGGACGGUGGAGAGACCUCUUCCUCAAAGUCAAGCAGUAUGCGAGAGAGGAUGAGUUGGAGAAGUGGAGGAAAGACCACCUGAAGGCUGCGUUGGCCCUGAAAGUGCUGCUGGACUCAGCAGACGUCAAACUCAAUGCCCCCGUUCAAGUGUCUUUCCUCAAUGUCAGAGGCUUCCUACAGGACGUGGAGAAUACCAAGCAAAAGGUUGUUGCCAUGGAGACACAUUACAAGUUGGCAGCCCGCAGUGCUCAGCUCCUCGCCAAGGAUGCACCACAGGACGAGGCUGCCAGGGUCAAUGCCACGAUGACAACAGCCAAAAGUCAGCUGAGCAAGGUGCGAGAGCGAUGCCCCGCCCUAGUGAGGGAGUGUCAUGUCCUUCUGCCACUGCUGGAGGAGAUGGAGAAACACAUCACUGCUUUCUACCAAGCCCUGGAGCGAGCCAGUCGCAUCACUGCUGCUGCAAGAGACCCAGACUCACAGGCGCAGGCCCAGCACAAACAAAAGUGGCAGGAUUUAUUGAACCAACAGCAAAACUGUAAAAGGUGUCAAUCUGUGAUCGAGAGGAAUCACCACACCCUGCACAGGACGCUCUCCAACAGUAAGGUGCUCCGGAACUUCGACCUGUCACUGCUGCAGAAGAGAGUGGCAGAAAUACAGAGCUCAGCACAGGCUUUGUUGAAGGAGGUCGGGGACUGGAGACGGCAGGAAGAGGCCAACAACUGCCUGAGGAGAAGGUUUGAGGAAUCCCAACAAGAGCUGGAGAAAGUGCUGAAGAGAGCUCAGGGCUGCUUGAGGGAGACCGGAGAUGCUGAGGAGCUACUGAAGAAACAUACUGAUUUUUUCGGACACCUGGAUCAGCGCAUGCUGAGCGUGUUCCUGAAGGCGUGUGACGAGCUGACUGACAUCCUGCCACAGGAGGAACAGCAGGGGCUGCAAGAAACUGUCCGCCGGCUGCACAAGCACUGGAAGGACAUCCAGGGCGAAGUGCCAUCUCACCUGCUGCGCCUGAAGGUGGAGGUGGAGCACAGUCGACUGGCUGUGCUCCUCCAGGACUGCAGAGCAGAGCUGGACAGAGAAGUGCAAGCCCUGUCUGGCACAUGCACCAGCGAGCGGGUGAUCAGGGAACACAGAACUUUCUUCAGGGAACGCAAACCUCUGACUCUGUGCGAGAAGAGGAUUAGGAACAUGGAGGAUCUGUGUCACAAGUUGCCUGACAACGACCUGGCUUAUCGAACGCUAGACUCCGCUAGACAGGCUGUCGAAAAGGUCGCGGGGCAAAUUAAAAACACCCACCUGAAACUGGAGCAGCACCCUGACAAAUGGAAAGAGUGGAACGAGAGGUUCUGUGAACUCUCUGAUUGGCUCUCAUCUCAGAGGAGGCAGGUGAGGCUCUUGAGAGAGAUGGCGAGGGAUUCCAGCAAUCAGGAGGAAGUGGAUGUGGCUGUUCAGACUUUGCAGGAAGCAGUAAAUGCCAGAGAGGAGACCCUAUUGUGGCUGAAAGGCCUCCUCGCUGGGCUGUCUGAGGUCAGCUCGGACAUGGAGGUGCAGAGACAAAGAACGGCCCUGGCUAAACUCUCCACUGACCUGCGGGCGCUCUUUUCUUCACUCCGUCAGUCCCAGUGGGAUGAGGAGGGAUCUGCCAUGUUUGAGUACGAGGAGCUGAGGGAGGAGGUGCGCGGGGCUCUGGAGGAGGUUCUGAGAGCACGGAGGGAGGCGGAGGAGCAGACCGGCAGGAUCCUGGAUGCUGAGGAUCUGGAGGAGGCAAAACAACUUUACCAUAUUCACCAGCAACAGCUGAGGCGCCUGCAGGCAAACAGGACAGAGGCAGAACUCCUGGUGUCCCACUGCCGCCAGCUGCAGAAAGGGGAGGCCCUCACUCCUUCUCUACGGGAGCUGGAGGGAGCCUUCGGAGAGGUGGACCGCAAAGCGGGAGCAAAGGAGCACAACCUGCAGGCCACACUCAGCUCCUGGCAGCAUUUCGAAGCAGAGAGAGAAGUUAUUGGCAGGUUUAUCACCAAUACCAGCAAUGAGCUGCACAGGGAACUGGUUUUCAACAGCUUGGACAGCCUGAGAACUGAACUGGAACGCAAUAAGGAGCUCUUCACGCCGGUUGAGGAAUGUUGCAUGAGAGCAGAUCUCCUCUCAGAGACGGCAGCAGACAUUGAGCUUGGUCCAAAGAACCAGACUCUUCUCCAGCAGGCCCAGUCCACCAGAGAAGCAGUUGCACAAGUUCAAGACCACCUCAACAAGAAUGUUGUCCAGCUGGAGAUGAUGUGUGUGUGGUGGGAACGCUUCAGCAGCCAAUCAGAGACUCUUUCCUCCUGGAUCAAUGAGAAGGAGAAGGAGCUGGAGGUCAUCAGUACCACAUCCUCCUUGGAUCCUUUGGAUAAAAACAUCAGUGCAGUGGAGGAGGUGGGGAAGGGUUUAGAGGAGAGGAGGGCAGCCCUGGCCCACAUGGAGGCCGACUGUGAAGCCCUGUCGCGCUUCGUGACCCCUGGAGAGGCUGGAUGUAUCCGGGCACGACUCACCCAAAUGAGGCGCUACUGGGAAGAGCUGAAGGGGAGAGUGGAGCAGCUGGGAGGACAGCUCAACCAGAGCGCCUCCUACAGGCAGCGAUACAAUGAUAACUUGGAACAGGUCAAGAAAACAAUGAGCGAUAUCGAAGAGAAGCUUGACCAUCCGAUGACGUACUGUUCAUCGUCAUCUGAGACCUACAAAAUCCUCCAGAGUCACACGGAGGUCUGCCAGGCCAUUGAGCAGCUGAAGCCCCGGCUGAUGGGUCUUUGUUCGGCCAUGAAGAGGCUCGGAGAGGGCAGCCAGCUGGAGGAAGAGGUGGCUAACCUCCAGAAGCAACGAGGACAGUUUCUGGAGAAGGCGGACGAAAAGCAAGCUUUCCUAGAGAGCCUUCUAGCACUGUGGCAAAGAUUUGAGAAGGAGAACUCGUCCAUGAAAAGCUGGCUGGACAGGUGUGAGUCUGUUUGUUGUCCUGACACAGACCUGCUCUCCGCAGACAAGGUCAAGAUCAGGAAUGAACUACAGAUUGUACAGGAAAUGCAAGCAGAGACCCAGUCCUAUGAGGUUCUCCUCCAGGGUCUUGUGAAUCUUGGACUGUGUCUGUAUCCCACGGCCCCUGAAGCUCGUGUCCAGGAGCUCAGUGAUGUUCUCGCACGGCUACAGGAGAGAUCCACCUCGGUGAAAGACAGCGUAUCACACAGGUUUGAGUUGCUGGAGUCUCAGUUGUCACAGCUCGAGUUGUUCGAUCAGGCGUUGCUGACUUUGAAUCAAAGGAGUGAGAACUUCCUGUCUGCGCUGAGAAGCUCUUCACAGGUUGAUAUCGCUGAUCUCGAGGCAGCAAUUAAAACGCUGAAGGAGCAGGAGGUGCAGCUACAGGCGUAUGCAUCGCUGAGAGAGACGCUCCAUCAAAGAGAGUCAUCCCUGCUUCGCUCCUCCACCCCAGGAGCCCAACAGCAGCUCCAGGGCUGGAAGGAGGACAGUUUACAGCCCCUCAAAGAAUCCCAGCGUCUCCUGCUCCUCCGUAAAGAGUGGCUGACUGAGCUGAAGACUUUCCUCGAUAAGCAUGGCACGGCGGCGGAGGUUGUGCACCGCCUCCAUGAGGCCGUGGAGGGCAGGGGCAGCUGGGACCGCUCCAAGGCUGAGGAGCUGCAUCACGGAAUAGGGGAGGUGGCAAAAGACGUGGCCCGGCUUGAGGCUGAGGCUGUCAGGUUGGAUGGGCAGCUGAGCAAGGCACACCUCCACCUGAGCGGGGCAGAGUGGGGGGGAUCCGGAGACACAGGCCGUCCUCAGGGAAGGACGUCCUGCAGGGGACAGGCGGUGGCCCUCACAAUGGCUCUGGAGGAAGUGCAGAGGGGUGUGGGGUGGAGACAGAGUGAAGCAGACGCGUUAGGGGCCCUGUGGAGCUCCUUCAGGGAGAGGAGGGAAGAGGUGAUGAAGAAUUUGAAGAAACUGGAGGAUGAAGUGAGGCAGGAGGGGCCCAGAGAGAGCUCUGUGCAGGCCUUUCAAAACAGGCUGCGUUUCUUCGUCCAGCUGGAGGACGAGCUCCAGUCCCUGCAGCACUCCCAGCAGUGGUUAGAGGAGAAGGGAAGCCAGCUGGCCCAGAGAGACACUGAGCUGGCUGGGGAGGCUCUCAGGGAGGUAGCCCUGGUAAAGACGGCCUGGGAGAACGUCUGGACUCUGAUCACCAACGGUCAGGAGCAGAGUGGAGUUGUGGUGGAUCUUCUCCGUCAGUUCCACCAGCUGAAGUCCAUCCUCAGCACUGUUGUGGAGAACGCUCAGAGUGUUGCUCACAAUCUGCCCGACCACAACCACAACGCUCAGGAGGCCAAAUGGACUUUGACACGGCACGAGGCAGUCCAAGCUGAGCUCAGAGAGAAGCAGGAGGACAUGGACCAGCUCAUCAGUUCAGCUGAAGACCUGCAGAGAGAGCUGGAGAAGGCCCCGACCUCUGACCCGUGCUGCAUUCAGAGAGACAUGGAGACGUUACGAGACCAGUGGCUGGAGGUCUCGGAGAGAAUACAAACCAACGCUGAGAGACUGGGCUACUGCGUGGCCCUGUGGGACGACCUCAAGGCCAUGGAGCAGGACAUCAGCCGGUGGACGUCCACCUCCGUCCCUGAGCUCGCAGACAGCGUCACAAACCUCAGUGACAAGGAGGAGACGGAGGCCCAGCUCAACACCUUUCAGGCUGAGGUUGAGAAGAGGGAGCACAAGCUUGAUGCCCUGCAGGAAAGAGUGACAGCGCUGAAGGAUCGAGCCAAACUGCAGGAAACCCCGCUACAAAUUCAGGUCCUGGAGUCAGACCUGCGGAAAAAGAUGGCCCAUGCUCAGGAGGCGUACAACCAGGCCAAACACACUCUGACCUACUUCACUUUCCAAAAGCAGCGACUUGAGGACCUCAUGUCCCAGAUGGCCGAGCGGCUGGAGGCGGUUGAGGGCUCCUUAACUGACCUCACUGAAGCGACCUCCCCUGAAGACAUUGGUAGAGUCAAGGACCUGCAGAGCACUGUGCAGCAGCAGAGGGCAGACAUGGACUCGGCUAGAGAUGCCCUGACUGCCCUGUGCAGGUCGCAUCCCUCCCAGGAGCUGUCCCUCCUCUCCUCUGACCUCACCUCCAUCGCCAAGCGAACGGAGGCCGUGGCUCAGCGCUGUGCCAGGACCAGGGGCAACCUGCAAGACGAGCUGCAGCUUCACUUCAACGAGCUGGUCCAGGGAUUCCACUCCUGGCUGGCAGAUCUAAAGUUGGAGCUGAAAGAAUGUUCAAACCAAUCAGGAGAUGUUGCCGUCCUCGGAUCCAAGCUGCACAGGAUCAAGGUGUCCAUCGAGCAGACGACAGAACACGAGGAGCGUCUCCUUCAGGUUUGUGAGGAGGCCGAGAGGCUGCAACUCCACCUGCCCAAAGCCGGAGCGGCUCAGGUCCAAGAGCAUCUCUCCUCCUGCAAGAGGGAGUGGAGGAACUACCUGAGCAGCUGUUCUCAGAGCCGACGAGACUUGGAGGAGACUAUCGAUCUUCUGAAAAACUUUGAUAAUUGUGUGGAGGGUAUAAGAGACUGGCUGAAGCAGAUGGUGCUCAGCCUCAAGAGAGAGCCUGUUUUUGGGGAGGAGAGCCAGCACGGAGCCCCUGACACCACUGAAGAGCUGGAGAGGAUGGAAAACCUCCAUAAGGAGCUUCUAGCAAGAAGGGUCUCCAUUGAGCGUGUCUGCCAGGAGGCCCAGUCUCUGUCUGAAGCAGGCCGUGGGUCAGGAGGAGAGGUCAGAGUGACAGGCCAGCUCCAGAUGGAGCUGCAAGCUCUGCUGAAGGCAGCCAGGGAGAAGCUGCGAGGCUGCCAGGAGAGUCAGGCCUUUGGAGAGACACUCCAGGGAGUUUGGGCCUGGCUGGAGGAGAUCCAGGAGAGACUGGGUACAGUAGACAGCACGAUGGGGACCAAAGAGCAGUUGGAGCAGAGGCUGGAGACUGUGCAGGACAUCCUGCUUUUGAAGGGUGAGGGGGAAGUCAAGCUGAAUAUGGCGAUGGGUAAGUGUGAGUUGGCCCUGCGCAGCUACGGGGCAGCCGGACAGGAAGUGGUCCGCUCUCAGCUUCAGGAAGUGGAGGACGCCUGGGCCACGUUGCUUGUGACCGCCAUGAGUUGCCACAGUCGACUGGAGUGGACUGUGACACAGUGGGGGGGAUACCUGGACAGUGCUUCCCAGCUGCGCUGCUGGAUGGAGGCUGUUGAGCGGGAGGUGGGCGGCCCGCUCAAUCCGCAACCUGGGCCCAGGGAGAAGGCCUCUCAGCUCGAGAGACUCAGAGCCCUGCUGGCCGACCUGGAAGACCACCAGGCAGCACUUACCAGCCUGGAGGAGAAAGCCAGAGAACUUUUCAAGAAGACUGGUGACGCCAGCUUUAACCACGGCGCUCGAACACAGCCGCAGGCGCAGUUUGACGACCUCACGGCUUUGGUGGAGGAGAGAGUGCAUCUUGCGCAGGCCGUUGUGUUGGAACACCAAGAAUACCUGGAGGCUGUGAGGGAGCUCACCGACUGGCUGAUGACUGCAGGAGAGGAGCUGCAGCAUUGGUCUGAUACAUCAGGAGACUCUUCCUGUAUCAAAAAGAAACUGUCUGAAGUGAGGGAGCGCGUGGAGUGUCGUUUACUGGAGGGCCGAGAGCGCCUCAGCCGAGUGCGUCGGAGUGCGGCGACCACGGCGGAGCACACAGCAGCGGGGGGCUGCGAGGCCAUGGACCGCCAGCUGGGGGCGCUGUCGCAGGCUCUGGAGCAGUGGGAGGGGGCCGCCCUGAGGGCCCGGGACGGCCUGGAAGGGGCCCUGGCGGCUGCCGCGGCUUCGGAGGAGGCCUACGACCGCCUGACUGCUCGGCUGGAGGAUGAGUUGAAAGAGUUUGACGGACGGCUGAGGGGGUGGAGCCAGGAGCUAAUGAAAGCCGAGGGGCGGAGCAACGGCGAGGAGGCAGUGGAUGGAUGGCAGCUGGCGAAGGAUACACUGGAGGGUUUGCAGAGCGCAGAGCCGAUGGCGGAGAAGUUGAAAGUCCAGCUGAACGACCUGGUGCGAUACUCCAGAGACCUGGGAACCCAGUCGGACCGAGUCACGGCGGUUAUCAAGCAGCACAACAGCCUCAGUCUGCGAGCCUCCAGAGAAUGCCAGAACAAGGAGCGCUUGUUGGAGCAGCGGUUCCGCACGGCCCUCAGGGAUUUCCAGCAGUGGUUGGUCAACGCAAAAAUCAGCACCGCCAAAUGCUUUGAUGUGCCACAGAGUGUCACUGAGGCCUCUGUUGCUCUGCAGAGGAUCCAGGAGUUCCUGAGUGACAGGGAGCAUGGCCAGGCCAGGCUGAGUACAGUCGGAGCCAGUGGGGAGCUGUUGAUGGCCGUGGUGUCCAGAGAGAGAGUGGAGGGGCUCAAGGCCAAAGUGGCAAACGCGCGGGACGACUGGAAGAGCCUGAUGAAUAACCUGCAGAUGAGGGAGGAGGCACUUAAGAACCUGCAGUCCCAGAUGACAGAGUUCGAGGCCAGUGCUGAACCUCUUCAGGAUUGGCUGAACAGCACGGAGGUCAGAGUUCAGGAGAGCAGCGCUCGGCUCCACGACCUUCCAGCCAAGAAGCAAGAGCUCAGCAAACUCCAGUGGGUUCUGGAAGAGGUAGCCAGUCAGGAGGCAGAGCUGGGCAGGCUGAGGGAAAGCGCCCAUCGUCUCUGGGAGGGACAAGCAGCUGGAAAGGGCUUCGUCCACCGUGUUUCCCAGUUGUCAGCCCAGUACCUAGCCCUCAGCAACUUAACCAAGGACAAAGCCUCCAGGAUUGAACGAAUCGUAGGGGAACACCGCCUCUUCUCUCAGGGUCUUAAAGAGCUGCAGGAUUGGGUGUGUGAAGCUCAGAGGGUCCUCAGCACCUGCACCUCCGCCACCACUGACAAGGGCGUGUUGGAGGACCGGAUGUUACAGCUGGAGGCAUUACUCUCUGCUCGCCAGGAGAGAGAGAUCCAGAUGAAGAUGCUGCUGACGCGGGGAGAAGCGGUCCAGAGAAACACUUCUGUCGAGGGCGUCCCGGUCAUUCGCAAACAGAUCCAGGACCUCAAGGACUCGUGGGAUUCCCUGCUCUCCGCCUCCAUUCAGUGCAAAAGUCAACUGGAGGGCGCUCUGUCGCAGUGGACCAGCUAUCAGGAGGACGUGGGUCAGUUUGUGUUGUGGAUGGAUCGUGUGGAGGAGACACUGAGCUGCUCGGACAGACAGUACUCGGAGAUGAGAGACAAGACCGCAAACCUGGGAAAGACCAAGCUCCUCUAUGAGGAAGUACUGAGCCACAACAGUCCACUGGAGACCAUUGCCACAAAGGGGUCCAACAUGGCUGAACACUACACUACCCAGCAGGAAGUGCAGCAGCUGCAGUGUCGAUACAACGCUCUGAAAGAAAAGGCCAAGAAUGCAGUCGGUAAGGCCAAGAGUCUGGUGCUGGUCCACCAGGAAUAUCAAAGGGAGCUACACGUGUUUGAAGACUGGCUGGAGCAGGAGCAGGCUUCUCUGGCCUCCUUGACCCACCGAGAGGGAAACGGGGAUACAAUCGAGAACACACUGCAACAGCUACAGCUCCUGCAGGAUCACUGCUCACACGGCCAGUCUCUGCUCUCCUCCGUGCUGACCAGCAGAGAGAGGGUAAUCCCCUGGGGAAUCCCACAGAUCGAGGACCGAGCCCUGGACACUGCUCAGAGAGAGUGGGGGGCCUACCAGGGUCGCCUGGAGGAGACCCAGGCCCAGCUGAGGGCGACGCUGACCAGACUGAGGCAGAUGGGCCAACGGUUCCUGAGCCUGGCCCAGUGGCUGGAGGAGCUGGAGAAGGUGGCGAACCUCAGACGUCAUCGGAGGUCGGACCGAGCCAAAAAAGAGACUCAGCUGAAGAAACUCCAGGGGUGUCUCGAGGCAGUGCUCGCGCGGCAGGGAGAAGUCGACAGCCUCUCCUCUCUGGCCCAGCAGGUUCUGGAUGAAACCUACAUCAGUAGUCGUGUUAGCGUCACUGCCACUCAGCUCACCGCCCGCUACCACUCGCUGCUGCUCAACAUACAGGACACCAUCAAGCAGCUGCAGGAGGAGCUGAGGAGUAUUGAAGAGGCAGAAAAUCUUUGCAUGUCGUUCACCGACUGGCUCAACUCGACCCAGAAAGGCUUCACGCUGUUGACUGAUGCUUCUGAACCUCUGGACCGGGUCGCCAUGGAGAAGAAGCUGAAGAAACUAGAGGCUCUUCAGUCAGAGCUCCAGCAUGGCCACAGCUUCCUGAAGUCCCUGAGGGAGCGGGCGGAACAGGCAGCCGGCUUCCUGGACGAGGCGGGAGCUGAGAGUUUGGGAGGGGAGGUGGAGGGUCGUCUUGCCCAGCUGGAGGAGCUCGCAGGCGGGCUGAGGCAGGAGCACAGCUUUCUAGAUCGGGCCUUACUCCUCGCUAAGGAGUUCCAGGACCGGUACAAGGGACAGGCUCAGUGGCUGGUGGAGACGCGAGCUGUGCUCAAAACCCCGGUGGAGCCCAAGGCUGAACUGUACCAGCGGAGAGCGCAGCUGGCUAAAUAUAAAGCUCUGCUGCAGAUGGUUCAGUCCCACGAUGGAUCCGUCAGGUCAGUGGCGGAGAAGGGAGACGCUCUGCUGGCUUCGGUCCACUACCCCUCCAUCAGAGACAAAAUGAACAAACUGCAAAGAGACUACACUGAGCUCUGCAGAAGAGCCACGGCACAUGUGGAGAAUCUGGACGGCCAGGUGAAGGAACAGGAAGCCUACCACAACGAACUGCAGGAGGUGGAGCGCUGGCUGCUGCAGAUGUCCAGCAGGAUGGUGACUCCUGAUCCCAGUGUCGGGGGCAACUUGGAGGCAGCCACUCAACAGCUGGCCAGACACAAGGCCAUCAUGGAGGAAAUCGCGGGCUUUGAGGAUCGCCUGGCAGGCCUGAAGGAGCGCGGGGACCACCUGGUAAAAGGCUGCAGUGACCGUGUGCAGAGCCGGCUGAGACAGCAGGUCCAGGCUCACCAGCAAGGCACCAGAGACAGCUACUCUGCCAUCUGUAGCACAGCGCAGCGAGUUUAUCAGAGUCUGGACCAUGAGUUACAGAGACACGUGAGUCUCCAGGACACGUUGCAGCAGUGCCAGACGUGGAUCACAUCUGUUUCAGAUAAACCAGAACCUCCUGCACAUACUUCUCUCAGCCUGGAGGAGGCGCUACAGCAGGUGAAACACGAGCGAGCUCUCGGGGAGCAGGCCAACACUUACCUCCAACUCCUGUGCUCAACCUGUGACCUGUCAGAGCCAAGGGUCAGGAAAACUGCAGGCUCCAUCCAGGAGGUCAAACUGCAGAAUGAGGAUCGUAUGCUGCUUUUUGAGGAGGUAGCCGACAGCUGGAGGGACAUUGAGGAGCAGAAGGCCGAUCUGGAGAUCCAGCUGAGAGAGACAGAGCAGCAACUUCAGACCCUCAUCAGGAGACCCGCAGAGCUGGAACCCAAGAUUGCCCAAAACCAGUUGGACAAAGCACAGGAGUUCCUGCAGCAGAUCAAGGAGAGACAGUCUGAGGUAACCCAUUUGAAUGAAGCCAUUGGUAGGCUGACAGAUGGACAGGUCUCUCCUGCCCUGGAGGAGAUAAGGAGACUUAGGAGAAGCUGGAUGGACCUAGGCCAGCGGGCUGAGGAGCUGGAGGCUCAGCGGGGGGAGGACAUGCAGCGAAGCGGGGAGUACCAGGAGAGCGUAGUAGCUGUGGAGGAACUCUUCCACCAAGUGUCCAGGGAAUGGGACUACCUCGCCAGGGCUGACACAGAAAGUACGAGUGAGCAUCUAGAGGCUCUCAAGAAGUUGUCCAGUGACCUUGGGGAGCAGAGAGCAACUCUAGAAGAUGUCAGAGACCAGAGACAAGCUAUUCUGCCUCGACUUAGCCUGCUAGACAAAGAGCUGGUCAAGCAACAGGUGGGUCACCUGGAGCAGCGCUGGGCCCAGCUCGAAUCCCUGAUUCAGCAGAAGAUCCAGGAUUCUGCACAAACACUGGAGGAUCUGGCUCGGGUGGAAACCCAGCUGAGGGAUGCCCGGGAGUGGGUUGAGGAGCAGCGGCCUGCGCUUACAUCUGCGUUGAAAACCAGCCCACCCCCCGACCUGGCCCAGAGUUUUCUGUUUGACCACUUGAGUGUAUGCGUGGAACUUGAGGCCCGUCAGCAGCUGCUGGGUCAGGCAGUGAGGGAAGCCCAAGCUGUGACGUCCAGGCUGGGGCUGAGUGAGAAGAGAGGCCUUCAAGGGCUUGUUGAACAAGCCCAGACUGAGGUGGAGACUCUGGGGGCUCGGGUGGCCCAAAGGAGGAAGUACCUCAGUAAGGCCUUCACAGAGAGGACACAGUUCCUACAAGGAUUGGGGAGAGCACUGACCUGGGUACAGCAACAGGAGAGGAAGGCUUUGAUCGAUGACCACAUAGCACUUCUCCCAGAGGACCUGGCCAAACAGGUCGCUGCAUGCCGGAGCGUCCAGAGCGGUUUACGAGCUUACCAGAGGGAGCUGACAUCUCUCUGGGUACAAGGGCGAGAGCUGGAGAGACACGCCACCGAUAAAGAAAGAACAGAAACCCUGGCAAGACUUGAUGAACUACAGUCGGUCUUUGAAACGGCCCUCGAGAGGACCACUCAACGUCUCACGGACCUAGAAAAAGCCUUAACCUCUCGGAAGUACUUUCAGGUUGACCUGGACAAGACUUGCCACUGGUUGAGACAAGCAGAGGCCAUCACCUUCCCGGAAAUCAAUCUAAGCAACAUUGAUGAAAACUCUGAAUUACAAACCCAACUGUCUAACUUUCAAAAUGUCCUUGAACAAGCUUCAGAAUAUGAGAACCUCCUGCUUAUCGUCCAAAGAAUAGGCCAGGAGAUCCUUCGUACUCUAAAUGAGAUUGACCAUUGCUACCUAGAUGAGAGGCUCAAUGCCCUGCCUCAGCAGUACAACGCCAUCCUAGCUCUAGCCAAAGAGAAGAAAGACAGAGUCCAACAAAUAGUCCUGGAGAGAAAAGAGUUCAGCACUUUCUUUGAUAUCACACGUAAUGCACUGGAGGAGCUACAGGAGCAGUUUGACAAUCUGGAGAAUCAGACUAUCAGUGUUGGCGAGGAGGAGGUUGUUUGUCUAAUCAAUGAACACAAGAAUAUUAAUGAGAGUUUAUUCCACAUUAGUCCCGCUGUGAGAGAACUUCAUGGGAAAAAUGUGGGAUUCCUGUGCAGAGGUCAGCGUUACAGAGCCGAAGAGACCCAGCAGCUGAUCUGUCUCCACGAAACACUGAAGACGAGGAACGAUCAGAAAAUUCAACACUUACAGAACUGCUUAAGAGUUCGAGUCGAACACAACAGAGUAUUUACCGAUACGGACUCAGAGUUGAAGUCGGUUAAAGAGAAACUGGUCAGACUGAAGUCAGACAAAGACGUAGGUGCCAUAGAUAAAAUCACAAGUCUCUAUUCGCUGCUAGAAACACUGGACGCUGUGAUCUUUCAGACUGAAGAAUGUAACCAUCAAACUGAAGGCCUUGGACUGAAGUUUGAACCCACUGCCUUUCAAGAAGCGACAUCGCAGCGUGAAUCACUGCGGUCGUUACGGACCGAGCUGAAAUGUUUCGUCUGCGAAAGUGAAACCAAAGUCAUGAAGAAGGACGAUUUCACGAGAGAGACGGAGAAAACGCUGCAGUGGCUGAAGACUAUCAAGGAGAAAUUGGAGGAGCCAUUGACCUUGUCAGAGGUCAAAGUGGAGAGGGUGCAGGAGGAAGUGCGCACACUGAAAAUCAUAGAGGAGGAAGCGGGAAGUAGAUUGAGGAUGAUGGAUGCCUUGGGGAGCAGAGAAAAGCAGAGGUACUGUAGUAGAAAAGAAACAGUGCCAGCCCACGUGGAAAAGAAACUGCAGGAGGUGGCAGAGCUGGGAGCUGGAGUUCAGGAAGAAGUUACAAAGAAACAGCUGGCUGCGGAUCAAGCUGUUUCCCUGGUCCAGAGGCACCACUUAUCUCUGAAGACCAUGCAGAAAUGGCUGGACUCUGCUGCAGCUUUGCUCUUGAGGGCCAGCUCAGGGCCGGAGCUGGAGAACCAGACAGAUUGCAUGCAGGACCUGGAAGAGAUCUUAGCCGAGGAAAAGAGUUUCAACGUCGCUUUAGAGGAGCUGAGGACUCUGGAUCCCCAGCUGGUGGAUUUAAUGGAGCCAGGAGUGUGGAGUGGAGAAAAAGAUGCAGAAAAGAUGCAGCUGAAAAACACCGAAGUCAAACAUCAACUGGAAGCUUAUAGAGAAGUGUUGCAGAGGUGUGCCGUUCUAAGGAGCUCCUUCCAACAUGAGCGGGAGUCUCUGGUCACACAGAUGAAUGAUGCAGAGAGCAAGAUGGCCUUGUUCACCACAGCCAAAGCUACCAGCAGCCAGCAGGCGGAGGACAAGUGUGGGAGAUACAAGUCUCUUGCGGAUCAUAUAGACCGGCUGGAGGUGCCUCUAAGUGCUUUGAAGGAGAAUGCCGCAGAGUUAGAGACGAUUGUUUCAGAGUCCAGCAGAAGUGUCACCAGCCACUCGGUGUCAUCGCUAUUGCAACGGUGGAGCAGGCUGCGCAGUGUGGCCCAGGCCCAGGAGAGGGCGCUGGAGGACACCGCCAGGGAGUGGAGGAACUUCACAGAGAAGAUGGAGAAGGUGCGCUCCGUGUCCAAUGACCUCCACACGCGUGUCCCGGACAGCACGGUGGAGAAGGCUUCCACCAGGACGGCGCUCCAGAGCCUCCUGGAGUACCAUGACUCCUUCAACCAGGAGGUGGAGAGAGAGCAGUCCAUCCUGGCCCUGCUUGGGCAACACACCCGCAGCCUCAGAGGAGAGGAAGAGGAGGAGGAGGAUAAGCAGGAGGUGGAGGUGGAGAAAAAGACAGAGAAUGGACAGGAGGAGACACCAUGCCUACAAGAGAUCAGAAGUAUGCAGGGGCAGUAUGACAAUCUUUUGCUGCGGGUGAAGACGAGCAGAGCUCAGGUGCAUCAGGAGCUGAGGGAAAGAGAGGAUGUUGAAAAGGAGCUGGGUUUGGUCAAAGGAUGGAUCCAAGACACUCGUGGCUUACUGCUGAGUCCGACUGCAGACCUGGAUUCACUGCUCCAAGAGCUAGAAACUGCACACGGUGAGGUCAUCAGCAGGCGUCAGAGUGUGGAGCGGAUGACUGAGCUGCAGCAGUCUAAGUACCACGACCUCCAGGCUGGUCUGCCCUCUGAGCUCAGCAUGCAGCUGGCCGAGGUGGCUCUGGCUCUGGGCUCCGCUGAAGACCAGGUCCAAGCACGGGAGAGGGAGGUGCAGCAGACCAGAGAUGUGAAAGAGGACUUCAGCUCCCGACUCCAGGACAUCGAAGCGAAGCUGAAGACCAUCGCUCUGAAACUGGAAGACAAGCGUGCCGACCUGGAGGAGGCCAAAGAAGAGACCAAAGCUCUUUGUGAAGAGUGUGAUUCCUGCUCUCGCUCUCUGGCAGAGCUGGGAGUAGCGGUGCAGGAGUUCGGGGAGCAGAACCCUCUGCUGUGUAAGCAGCUCGGCGAUGCAGUGGCCAAACUGACAGAGGUGCAGCGGCACACCACACAGCAGGUCCAGGACAGAGCCAACAGACUGAAGAAGGCAGAGAGACAGGUGGAUGAAUAUCAGGGAAUGAAGGCGUUCAUUUUGAGCUGGACUGAAAAAGCAGAAGUUCUGGUCACUGGUAACAUCAUCUGGAGCUCAGCCUCACAGCUGCAGGAGCAGAUUCGAGCACAUCAGGCGCUGCUGCGGGAGUGCCGGGGUCUCCAUGGGGACUUGGAGGCCAUGGGGGAAAGGGAGGGGCAUCUGGGGGAGGUGCUGCAGACGGAGGGGUGGAGCCUGCAGGUGAACCACCUCAGCAGACGCACGGAGGAGCUGCAGCAAACGGCCAAGACUCGUCUGCAGAGUUUGCAGGAUGCAGCGAAGGACAUGUUGCGUCUGGAGGCAGAAGUCAAGAACCUCCACUCGGCUGUGGACCAGAUCCAGGUCACACUUGCUUCCCCUGACCUCAACAGACUCAGCCUCAGAGAGCAGCUUACACAGAGACAGCGUCUGUUGGUGGAAAUGGAGGGCUUCAAGCAGCAGGUGGCGGCAUUGCAGCGGUGUCAGAGCGCCCUCCGGCUACCAGAGGAGGUAGUGGCCAGUCUGCCAACCUGCCGCACAGCUCAGACUCUGCAACAAGAGGCCAGCCAACUGCAGCACACCACCAUCCAGCAGUGCAACAUCCUGCAGGAGGCUGUGGUGCAGUAUGAGCAGUACGAACAGGAAGUGAAGAACCUCCAGAGAUUGAUAGAAGAAGCCCAUCGCAUCAUUCAGGAUCGGCCGGUCUCCACCAAUAACAUACAGGAACUUCAGGCUCAGAUACACCACCAUGAGGAGCUGGCCCAGAAGAUCCGUGGCUACCAGGAGCAGAUCGCCUCGCUCCACUCCAAGUGCAAGAUGCUGACGGUGAAGGCCAAACACGCCACCAUGCUGCUGACGGUCAACGAGGUGGACGGCCUGUCGGACGGCAUGGACGAGCUGAGUGAUGAGGAGCUGCCCGGCGCCGGGGCAACCGCCAACAAGCAGCUUCCUGCACACCCCUCUGUCGUCAUGAUGACAGCCGGCCGCUGCCACACACUCCUCUCCCCCGUGACCGAGGAGUCAGGGGAGGAGGGAACCAACAGCGAGGUCUCCUCUCCCCCUGCCUGCCGCUCCCCCUCCCCAGGGGCUAACGCUGACGCUCCUCUUAACCAGGGUCGAGGCACUUUAAGCCGAGCGCCCCUCCAGGAGCUGUAUGACCCAUCCAUGGAGUCGAGCGCUGCCAACCUGGAUGACCUGCAGAGAUCCUGGGAAACGCUCAAGAAUGUGAUCAGCGAGAAGCAGAAGAGUCUGUACGAGGCUCUGGAGCGGCAGCAGCACUAUCAGGAGUCCCUCCAGUCCAUCUCCACUAAGAUGGAGUCCAUCGAGGGGGCGCUCAACGAGGGGCUGGAGCCCAGCAAGAGCCCCGAGAGCCAGAUGGCUGCUCAUCAGGCUCUGAUGGAUGAGAUCUUGAUGCUGCAGGACGAGAUUGGAGAGUUACAGACGUGUUUCUCUGAGGAGCUGGCGGACAGCGACAGUGACGGGGAGCCCGGAGACCAACUGGCGCUCCAGUCUACCCUUACUGUCCUGGGGGAGAGGAUGGCCACCAUUCGAAUGAAGGCCUCAGGAAAACGGCAGCUGCUGGACGAGCGACUCAGCGAACAGCUAGAGGAGCAGCGGCAGGAGCAGGCGCUGCAGCGUUACCACAUCGAGGCCGAGGAGCUCGACCACUGGCUGCUCAGCACUCGUGCCACGCUGAGCUCUGCCCUUCAGCUCCAAAACAAAGACCUGGACAUGGAGGAGCAGCUCAUCGACUGUCAGAACAUGCUGUUUGAGAUCGAGCAGAAGGUGUCGUACUUGUCGGAGCUGUCCGUGCACAGUGAGAGUCUGCUGAUGGAGGGCCGGGGGGAGACCAAGGGGGAGGCGGAGCAGCUCACCUUCAAACUGCACUCCCUCAAAGAUAGCCUCAUGGAGCUGCAGCAGAUGCUACAGGACAAACAGGUGGACAUACAGGGUUCAUUGCAGGAGCAGGAGGACAGUGAGCCGGACUCAUCUCUGUCCCAGAGUCCUAAUGUCCAGGAUUGGUUGUCUCAGGCCCGGUCAACACGCACGCAGCAACAACACGAGAACAUGCUGCGGCAGAGAGAGCUACAGAUUCAGGUCGCUGAACAGAGGCGGCUGCUUCAGUCUGUGGCAAGUGUUGGGGAAGAGUUACUCAACCAACAGACCACACCCAACGGGGACAGCGAGGUGUCCAUCCCAGGGGGAAUGUUGCUGGAGACGGAGAUGUUGUCUCCUUUGGAUCAGCUGAGGCAGCGCUGGGAAAACCUGAAUAAAGAUCAGAGCACAAAGCUGCAGCUCUCUCUUAACACCCUGGAACAGGACCAACUCAGCCCGGUCGUCCACCGGUCCCGUCUGUCCAGUCCCAGCAUGGUGUUCAGAGCCGAGUCUGGCAGCCAGGACAUUCACUCUCCCAGAGCUCUGUUUGAGGCCUGCAGCCAGACUCUGGAGAGAAUCGCCCAAGAGGCCGCGGGUAGUGACAGUAAUCUGGCAGUGUCUUUUGGAGGGGUGACAGUCCAGCAGGAUCUGUAUAGUGCAGUUUCAGGAGCCUCUUUCUGGCUGGAUGCUGCAGAGAAUCAGCUGCUGUCUGGUCCUGUGCUGCUACUCGAGGACACAGAGACGCAGCUCACCAGUCUAGAGGGUUUGAAUAAACAGCUGAAGGAGAUGACCAGGGAGGUGAACCAGUGCAGAGACCUGCUGGGCGGAGGAGCAGGCCGGCUGUGUGGAGUCGAGGAGCAGGCUCUGAUGGAGGACACCCUGGAGGGUCUGCAGGAGAGGAUGGGCCUGCUGGACUCCACCCUGGAGCAGCACUGUGACACCAUGAGAGACAGGCUGCAGGAACACUCAUCUUUCCAGAAUGAACUGAGGAUGCUGUUCACGGCUUUGAGUGAAAGUAAACACCAGCUGCUGCAAAAGAUGGCGGGGAGUGCAGACAGACCUGCAUCCAAACAGAUCGAGGCGUUAUCAGAAGUGGAGGACAGUCUGAGGGAGUUUGAGCAGAGAGUGAGUGAGCUGAAAACCAGGGCAGAAGGACUCCAGUCUGAACAAACCUCUAAUCAGGAACUACUCAAACUACAGGAUGCAUACGAGGAGCUGGUGCUGAUGGUGGGCUCCAGACGUAGCAGCCUUAACCACGGCUUGUCCCUCAAGGCCCAGUAUGAGGCUGCACUUCAUGACCUCACUGACCUGGUGGACACCGCUCAGGACAAGAUGGCUGCUGACCAGAAGAUGACAGUGGCCUCCGUCAUAGAGGUCCAGAUGUUACUGGACAAACACAAAGAGUUCUUUCAGGGUCUGGAAUGCCAUAUGAUCCUCACCCAGACAUUUUACAGUAAAGUGUCCAGUCUGGUGGCACUGAGGGAGAGCCAGGCCCUGGAGGAGACCAUGGCUUUAGCCCAUAAUGUGCUCAAACAGGCCCACAGGAGGGGAGUGGAGCUGGAGGGCAUAUUGGAGUCAUGGAGCAGGCUUGUUGAAGACUACCAGGCUCUGUGUAGACAGCUGGAGGCUGUGGAGUGCAGCAUCCCCACUGUGGGUCUGGUAGAGGAGACAGAGGAGAGACUCGCUGAAAGGAUCAGUCUCUAUCAGCGUCUGAAGGCCAGCCUGACGGAGCAUCAGCCCCAGCUCUACCAGGUUCAUGAGGAGGGCAAGAGGCUUCUGCUGUCUGUUGGCUGCUCAGACUUGGAGAACCAGCUCACACAACUUGGAGAUCACUGGCUCUCCUCCACCACCAAGGUCAACAAGGAGCUGCACCGCCUCGACUCGACGCUCAAACACUGGAGCAGGUACCAGAGUGAGUCGGCAGAGUUGAGCCACUGGUUGCAGUCGGCCCUGGACCGGCUCGAGUUCUGGACAGCCCAGUCAGUGACAGUGCCUCAGGAGCUGGAGACUGUCAGAGACCACCUCUAUGCCUUCCUGGAGUUUUCCAAGGAGGUGGAUGCCAAAUCGUCUCUGCGUUCUUCUGUGCUAAGCACGGGCAACCAGCUUCUGCGAUUGAAAAGAGUAGAUACCGCUGGUCUGAGGACAGCCCUUGGCCAUAUCGACACUCAAUGGGCUGAGCUGCUGACUCAUAUUCCUGUUGUACAAGAGAAGCUACACCAGCUGCAGAUGGAGAAGCUGGCAUCUCGGCACGCCAUCACAGAGCUGAUGAGCUGGAUCUCCCUCAUGGAGAACAUCAUAGACAAGGACCAGGAUAAGAUCAUGGGAGCGGUCGGCUCGGAGGUGGUCCAGAACUUCUUGCAGAAGUAUAAGGGUUUCCGCAUCGAUCUGACGUGUAAGCAGCUGACUGUAGACUUUGUGAACCAGUCUGUGCUGCAGAUCAGCAGUCAGGACGUGGAGGGGAAGCGUAGUGUCAAAACCGACUUUGCUGAGAAUCUGGGAGUCAUGAAUAGAAGGUGGCAAAUACUGCAGGGACUUAUAACUGUAAAGAUUCAGUUAUUGGAAGGACUUUUGGAAGGUUGGUCAGAGCAUGAAAACGGAGUCCAGGCUCUGAAAACCUGGCUCACACUCCAGGAGGAGAAACUAAAGAAGAGACACAGGAUAGAGGAUGUAGCAUCGGUGCAGAAUGCACUGAAAGACUGUCAGGAGUUGGAAGAAUUGGUGAGAGAGAAAGAGAAGGAUCUAGAGAAAGCAGAGGAACGAGGAAACGCUCUCAUUCGGGAUAAGAAAGGAGCAGCCUGUUCUGUCGUCAAGGAGACCCUCAAAGGACUGAACGAGUCCUGGGCUCACUUGGACCACAUGAUAUGUCAGAUGAAGGUCAGUCUGCGGUCAGUGCUGGAGCAGUGGACGCUGUAUCGGAGAGCCUCAGAGGAGAUCAUUGGUUACCUGAUGGAGGGGAUCUACUCGGUGUCCAGGCUGCGCCUCCUUAACGGGUCUCUAGAGGCAGUGCAGCAGCAGGUGGAGAACUUGGAGAACCUGCAGGAGGAGAUGAACAAACAGGAGAGCAGUCUGAGGAAAUUUGGCUCCGUGACACACCAGCUACUGACAGAGUGCCACCCGUCUGUGGCUGAAACACUCAACAGGGCCCUGCGGGACGUCAACAUGAGGUGGAACCGCCUGUUGGAGCAGAUCUCAGAGCAGCUGAGGAGCAGUAAGGCCUUGUUGGGCCUGUGGCAACGUUACAAGACAUUGUACGGCCAAUGUGUGGCAGCAGUGCAGAAACAGGAAGGGCAUGCUGAUCGCUUGCUGAAGAGUGCCACAGAUAAGGAGAUCUCAGAGGAGGAGAGCAGUGCCUGGAUAAAGGACUGCGAUGUUUGCCUUUGCCACCAGGCUGCAGUGCAGGAGUCGCUCCAGAAGCUGCAGGCUUUAGGGGAACAGCUGAAGAGCCAAGUCGACGCCUCCUCCGCUGCAGCCCUCCAGUCAGAUCACCUGUUACUCACACAUCGUCUGGCAACGCUGGAGCACGCCCUUCACAGGCAGCAGGAAGUACUGCAGUCCGGAUCUCAGUCCUGUGACAGUUUCAGAGAGCAGUUGGAAACACUGAUGCAAAACAGUGAGGAGGCUGAGGCGGUGCUGAAGGAGUCGGACACGGUCGGCUCGCCGGAUCUCACUGUGGUCCAGUCACGUAUGGAAAAACUGAAGGUUCACCUGUUGAAGUUGAGCAGUCUGUCUCCCGACCUGGAGCGGGUGAACGAGCUGGUGUACAGAUUACCAGUCAGUGACAGAGAUAUCAAACAGCUGCAGAGUCUCAACAGAGCCUGGGCCGCUCACUGCGCUCACCUCACUGAGAGGUUCAGUAAGCUCCAGGCGGUUUUGCUCCAGCAGCAGAGCUUCCUGCAGAAGUGCGAGGCCUGGAUGGACUUCCUGUCUCAGACCGAGCUGAAGCUGGCCGCUGAGAUUUCAGGCAAUAGUCAGAGUCUGCUGGAGCAGCAGCGAGACCACGAGUUGUUCCAGGCAGAAAUGUUUAGCAGGCAACAGAUUCUCUACUCCAUCAUCAGUGACGGUCAUCGUAUGUUGGACCAGGGACUAACGGAUGACAGAGACGACUUCAGCGUGAAACUGGCCUUACUGAGCAACCAGUGGCAGUGCAUAGUGCGGCGGGCCCAGCAGCGGAGAGGCAUCAUCGACAGCCUGGUCCGCCAGUGGCAGAACUACCGGGAGAUGGCGGAGAAGCUGCAGCGGUGGCUCCAGGAAGUCAACCAUGACUCAGAUGUUCAACAGCCAGGAGAAGCGGUGGCCCUGCAGCAGGCCAGGAACCUGUUAGAUCAGAUACAGCUGAGGGAGCGAGUGCUGCAGAGGCAGCAGGGCGGCUACAUCCUCACUGUGGAGGCCGGCAGGAGCCUGCUGCUCUCGGCCGAUGCCAGGGCGGAGUCCACCCUGCAGACCGAGCUGAUGGAGAUUCAGGAGAGGUGGAGGCACGCCCACCACCGCCUGGAUCAGCAGAGGAGGGCGCUACACAGCCUGCUCAAGAACUGGGAGCGAUGUGAGAAAGGCAUAGAUGCGUCACUGGAGAAGCUGCGGGCCUUCAAGAAGAAGCUGUCUCUGCCACUGCCUGAUCACCAUGAGGAGCUACACUCAGAGCAGAUCAGAUGCAAGGAGCUGGGGAGCAGUGUGGAGGGCUGGACCGACGACCUCACGUCCAUGUUCCUGCUGAGGGACUCCUUGGAGGGCGGGGUUAGUGCAGAUGACAUCACAGUCCUACAGGAACGCCUCCAGCUGCUACAGUGCCAGUGGGAGGAGGUCUGCCACCAGCUUUCCCUGCGCAAACAGCAAGUGAGCGAGAAGCUGAACGAGUGGGCCGUGUUCAAUGAGAAGAACAAGGAGCUGUGCGAGUGGCUCACGCAGAUGGAGAGCAAGGUCUCUCAGAAUGGAGACAUCAGCAUCGGGGAGAUGAUCGAAAAACUGCGCAAGGAUUAUCAGGAGGAGAUCGGCGUCGCUCAGGAGAACAAGCAGCAGCUGCAGGUCAUGGGCGAGCGCCUGGCCAGGUCCAGCCAGGACAGCAAGGCGGCGGAGAUCCAACACAAACUCGGCAAAGUCGGCGAACGCUGGCAACACCUGCUGGACCUCAUCGCUGCCAGGGUCAAGAAGCUGAAGGAGACCUUGGUGGCGGUGCAGCAGUUAGAUAAAAACAUGAGCAGCUUGCGUUCCUGGCUGGCUCACAUCGAGACAGAGCUGUCCAGGCCCAUCGUCUACGACACGUGUGACGACCAGGAGAUCCAGAGGAAACUCAACCAGCAGCAGGAGCUGCAGAGGGACAUAGAGAAACACAGCACGGGUGUGGCGUCCGUGCUGAACCUGUGUGAAGUUCUGCUCCACGACUGCGACGCCUGCUCCACGGAGACAGAGUGUGACUCCAUCCAGCAGGCGACCAGAGGGCUGGACCGACGCUGGAGGAACAUCUGCGCCAUGUCCAUGGAGAGGAGGCUCAAAAUUGAGGAGACGUGGAGGUUGUGGCAGAAGUUCCUGGAUGAUUACUCCAGGUUUGAAGAAUGGCUGAAGACCUCAGAAAGAACAGCAGCUCUACCCAACUCCUCUGGAGUUCUUUAUACUGUCGCCAAGGAGGAGCUGAAGAAGUUUGAGGCCUUCCAGCGUCAGGUGCAGGAGUGUCUGACCCAACUGGAGCUCAUCAACAAACAGUACCGUCGUCUGGCCCGCGAGAACCGCACAGACUCCUCCUGCUGCCUCCGAGGAAUGGUGCAUGAUGGGAACAAGCGGUGGGACAACCUGCAGAAGAGGGUGGCUGCCAUCCUACGCAGACUCAGGCACUUCAUCAGCCAGAGAGAAGAGUUUGAGACGGCCCGAGACAGCAUCCUGGUGUGGCUGACGGAGAUGGACCUGCAGCUCACCAACAUAGAGCACUUCUCCGAGUGUGACAUACAGGCCAAGAUAAAACAGCUCAGGGCGUUCCAGCAGGAGAUCUACCUGAACACGGGGAAGAUCGAGCUGGUGUUCAGACAGGGCGAAGCUCUGAUCGAGAAGAGUGAGCCUCUGGACGCGGCCGUCAUCGAGGAGGAGCUGGAGGAGCUGCAGAGAUACUGCCAGGAGGUGUUCGGACGAGUCGACCGAUACUACAAGAAACUCACGCGUCUGCCUCUCGCUGACGAUGAGCUGGACGGUUCCGACAUGGAGGAAGGCGCCGACCUCUCGGAGCUCCAGUGGGGCGACUCCUCUUUGCCCCAGACUUCCAGCCGCCAAGCCACGGGCACGACCGCUCUCAUUCGGGCCGACCGCUCUGGCCGGGACACUCCAGCCAGCGUGGACUCCAUCCCGCUGGAGUGGGACCACGACUACGACCUGAGCAGAGGUCUGGAGAGCCCUGGAGGACGAGGGGACAGGAGCAGAGGGCAGGAGGAGGAGGACGGCUAUCUGAGGACGGAUGUCACGGUGCUGUCAGGUGAGCCAGGUCAGCUGGAGGCCAGUCUGAGGCAGCUGGAUCAGGCUCUGGACGCCGGACGCUAUCACCUCCAGCAGAGAGAGGCCAGCGCCAGCCGCUCCAGCCCCGACGUCGACUCCACAUACAUGGGCUACAUGCGUCUGAUGGGAGAGUGUCGAGGAAGUAUAGACACAGUGAAGAGGACGGAGGAAGAGCUGACUGAAGACGAGGACGACAUGCCGGGGCUCAACAACACCACCAACACAGACACUCAGAGUGCUGGUGUGAUCGAGCGCUGGGAGCUGAUCCAGGCUCAGUCCCUGAGCGAAAAGCACAGGCACAAACAGAACCUGCAGCAGUGGCAGCAGCUGAUCUUGGACCUGCAGACCAUGAGGGCCUGGCUGGGUCAGUCCGAGGCUGAGCUCAGGCAGCUGCGAGGGCUCCAGCUCAGCACCGACAUACAAACCAUCCAGCAGAGAAUCAAGAAGCUCAAGGAGCUGCAGAAGGGGAUGGAUGCCCACAAGUCAGAGGUUCUGUCCAUCAACCUGAGCAGCGCAGACUUCAUCCAGGCGGAGCCCGACUCCGAGGAGGCGUGGGAGCUGAGGGACGGGCUGAAAGAGAUGAACUCGCGCUGGGAUCAGCUCGGCACCUCCCUGGAGGACUGGAGGCAGGAGCUGCAGAGGGCGCUGAUGCAGUGCCAGGAGUUCCACGAGAUGAGCCACGGUCUGCUGCUGUGGCUGGAGAACAUCGACCGCAGGAGGAACCAGGUGGUGCCCAUCCCUCCCAGAGCGGAUCGCCAAACGCUACGAGCUCAUCACAAAACCCUCACGCAAAUCAAGCGCGAGCUGCUGGACUCGCAGCAGAAGGUGUCGUCCCUUCAGGAGCUCUCGUCUCAGCUGCUGGUCAACACCAAGUCUCAGCCUCUGCUGCUGCAGACGCAGUCGCAGACGCCCGAGCAGCCGCAGCCGCAGGGCAGCGAGUGUCUGGAGGCGCAGGAGAAGGUGCACGUGAUCUUCAACCGGCUGAGGCUGCUGCUGAGGGAGGUCAACUCAGACCUGGAGGGGCUGGAGAGGAGGCUGGGGGCCACGGAGACGCGGCAGGAUUUCUCACCGUUAGCCGCUGGCAAAUCAGAAACCUGUGGGUCAGCUGCUCCAGUGUCAGAGGCGACGGCCGAGAGCCGCAGACGAUUGCCCCGAGGCAAAAGUAGUCAGGCCCACCGUGGACCCCCUGAGAGCGGCCCGCGCCACAGCCGGAGCAAAUCACGAGGCGCCGCUGGUUGCGUUUCCUCCCGUUCUGACCUUCCGGAUGGCGUCUCCUCCUCCUCCUCCUCGUCCUCCUCCCCCUCGAAGGGUCAGUCCUUCCUGCUGCGAGUCCUCAGGGCCGCGCUCCCCGUCCAUCUACUCCUCCUGCUCCUCAUCGGCCUGGCCUGCCUGGUGCCGAUGACCGAGGAGGACUACAGCUGCCACUACGCCAACAACUUCGCCCGCUCCUUCCACCCCAUGCUGCGCUACACCAACGGACCUCCGCCCAUAUGAGGAGCAGCUGAACACACAGACCUGCUUUGCCAAGGACUCUCCACUGACUGAAUGUUUCCUCAUCACCCCUCGUGCCCUAAAGCCACACACUCUUUCCUCUGCUGGGGGGGGGGGCAAAUGCAUUAUGAAGUGAUUCAGAGACCACAUGAAGACGUCUCUCACCAACAUUGCACACCCGCUCUCCUGAAAUCACCUCAACCCUUUAAAACAACCCUCCAGACUGACGGACCCUCCUCUGGAGAGCCCCCCCCCCCCCAAAAAAAAAAAUCCAAAUAUUUCACGUUGUUUUAACUUGUAUAUGUGUAUAUAAUUUGACCAUGUUUCUGAGGAAUCAAUGAAACACAAAGCACUAUUUAUAUACUCUGUUGGGAGCCAAAGCCGACCAUGGUUUUUGUCCACGAUACCCAGUGCUGCUACUAUUUAUUAAGUGUUCGAUCACUUGGUGGAUUUUUAGUAAUGAUGAAGCUGAAGCACCACCAGUGUGAACUACUGCACCGGUACCGAUUUGCAGUUAAGCAAAGAGUUUCUUCCCAAAACACACAUGAAAAACACAACAGGAAGGAGGAAACACGGCUUCCUGUCUCCUGCUGCUCACAUAUCAAAAAAGAACCGGCUUGAAUCUGGAAAUGAAGAAUCUGAACCUACAGCACUGACGAAGGUACUGCACUGAGGCCGUCCAGCCAAGAUGGCCGACUUCUUUCCCCCAGAAGCUGAGGCUUGUAUUCCUGGUUUUAAUUUCAGUUUUUAAAUUAAAACAACAUGCGAGCUCUGUCGUUAAAGACCAACUGAUUUGUAUAUUAUUGUUGAAAUGCCUUUUAAAAUGCAGGUGGUUAUUUUUUAUAUCUUUCUGUUUGAGCGUGCAACUUGAAGGUCCUCUGAUUUUAAGAAAGCCAAACAAUCACUGGUAGUGUGUUAGUACAUGGCUGUGUGUGCUUUGUAAUAACUGCGCCGAUUAUUCUGCAGCGUUGUUGAGAGAAUCUGUAAAAAAAAAUGAUGAAAUAUGAAAAUGCUUAUUUAUGUAUGUACAGUUUGCUAAUGCCGACUUCAUUAAGAAUACUCUCUUUACAAAUAAUAAAACAUGAAUUAUUUAA